Messenger RNA from Aphidius gifuensis, 2457 nucleotides. It is a transcript of the gene VGlut, whose product is annotated as vesicular glutamate transporter 1. Gene Ontology annotation, cellular component: excitatory synapse; synaptic vesicle membrane. NCBI's taxonomy places the organism in Eukaryota, Metazoa, Arthropoda, Insecta, Hymenoptera, Braconidae. Gene Ontology annotation, biological process: neurotransmitter loading into synaptic vesicle; synaptic transmission, glutamatergic; transmembrane transport. The transcript is spliced from 9 exons. Gene Ontology annotation, molecular function: neurotransmitter transmembrane transporter activity; L-glutamate transmembrane transporter activity. The record is from RefSeq and is a predicted model, not a curated record. Bases 156 to 2093 code for a protein of 645 amino acids.
GAAUUUUUGGUAAAUUUAAGGAAAACUACAACGACGUUUCAUCGUCGCGUAUCCCGCGCUUUCGAACCCACUCCGCAAAACUCUUCAAUCUGGACUUAAUUAUUGGGGCUGGGAUAUUAAUUUAACAACAAAUUGGCAACCCCAAUAAUUUAAAAAUGUCCGGAUUCGCGGCAGCGGGUCUCGGAGCCAUACAGGCUAUUAAAAUAAAAGCAACAGAAAAAAUUUCAACAUUUCGUACAACAAGAACAAGUAACACAGAGGGCUAUGAGGAAUUUGAGCCAUCAAAGACACCAGGAGUCAGAGCAAAUCAGGGAUUCGAAGAUGAAAGAGGAUAUUUAGGACAGCCAUCAUUUGAUUCAUUGCCAGAACCAGAAAGACCACCAUUACGUCAUAUUGAUAUGUAUUGUAUGCCGGAACUUCCAUGUCUAUCAAAGAGAUACACUAUUGCAGUAUUGGCUUGUAUAGGUUUUGUUAUAUCAUUUGGCAUGAGAUGUAACAUGGGAAUGGCAAAAUUAAUAAUGAAAAAUUUAAAUUCAACAAUUGAAAUUGGUGCUGGUAAUUCAACAAAUCAUACAACUAGAAAAUUAUUUAAUUGGUCAGUUGCAACUGAAAGUGCACUUGAUUCAUCAUUUUUUUGGGGAUAUUUAAUAACCCAAGUACCAGGUGGUUUUUUAGCAUCACUAUAUCCAGCAAAUAAAAUAUUUGGUAUUGCAAUUGCAGUAUCAUCAUUUUUAAAUCUCCUUGUACCUGGAGCCUUGAGAAUUAAUCCAAUUCUUGAUAUGCUUGUACAAGUUUGUAAAGGACUUGCUGAGGGUGUUACUUAUCCUGCUUGUCAUGGUAUCUGGAAGUAUUGGGCACCACCACUUGAAAGAUCUAGGCUUGCAACACUUGCUUUUUGUGGUUCAUAUGCUGCUGUUGUCAUUGGCAUGCCACUUUCUGGCAUACUAAAUGAUUUGUUUGGCUGGUCUGCAUCAUUUUACUUUUAUGGUAUUGCUGGUUUAAUUUGGUAUGGCUUUUGGCUAUGGUUGGGCUUUGAAAGACCAUCAAAACAUCCAUGUAUAUCAGCACGUGAAUUACGAUACAUUGAAGAUUCAUUGGGACAAGCACAAUCACAAGCACCAAUGCCAACAUUUUCAACAACACCUUGGCAUGCAUUUUUUACAUCAAUGCCUGUUUAUGCAAUUAUUGUUGCAAACUUUUGUCGUUCAUGGAACUUUUAUCUACUUGUACUAUUUCAAGCAAGAUUUUUUCAAGAAUCAUUUGGCAUGGCUCCAAUUGAGACUGGCUUUGUUGGAUCACUGCCACAUUUAUUAAUGACAACAAUAGUACCUCUUGGUGGUCUUCUUGCUGAUCAUUUACGUAAAAAUGGUAUAAUGACAACAACAACUGUUAGAAAAGUAUUUAACUGUGGUGGUUUUGGUAUGGAAGCAUUAUUUUUUCUUGUUGUUGCUCAUUCAACAACAGCUGCUGGUGCAACAGCAGCUUUAACUGUUGGUGUUGCUUGUAGUGGUUUUGCAAUAUCUGGUUUCAAUGUUAAUCAUCUUGACAUUGCACCACGUUAUGCCAGUAUACUUAUGGGAAUGUCCAAUGGAAUUGGAACAAUUGCCGGUUUACUUGUUCCAUUUUUUGUUGAUUAUAUGACAAGAGACAGGCGUCCAGAAGAAUGGAGCAGAGUAUUUGUUGUUGCAGCUUGUGUUCAUGCAAUUGGUGUAACAUUUUAUGCAAUAUUUUGUUCUGGUGAACUUCAAGCAUGGGCUGAUCCAUCACUUGAAGAGCAAAAAACUUGGAAUCCACUUGAUGAUCUUGGACAGACAAAACCACCAGUACCACCACCACCAAAAAUUGCACAGUCACAAUUUAUUCGACAACCAUCGUUGGAUGUUAAUGCAGCAUGGGACAAUGAUCAAACAAAUAAUGGAUACACCCAACAAUAUGAUACUAGUGAAAAACAUCAGCCAAUAAAUUAUGGUGCAACUGAAACAAAUCCAAAUAAUCCAUUUGUUUCAUCGACAAAUCCAUUUACAAGUAGUGUCAGUGAAAAUUAUGUUCAACCACAACUUGAUCAUGAUGUCAUGCAGAAUAAGUGGAAUUAAUUCAUCAUUUAUCAUCCUUGAAAUAGAUAAACUAUUAAUGAGGUUAGUAGAAUUUAUCGUUUAUCAAUUUGAAGCAGAGUCUCAAGGUGAUUUAUAUAUUUAUUCUACAAAAAAAUAUGAAAAAAUGACUUUGAUUCUUUGAUUAGAUUUUUUUUCGAAAUUGUUCUUCAUAUCAUGUAGACUUUCAAAUGGUUUUUUUUAUUUUUUUUUUAUCUAUAAUAAUAUGGAUUUUUUAUUCGUAACUGAGUCACCCUGGGACUCUUAAUUAGAUGUUAUUUAAAUAAUUGGAAUACUCGAGAAAUCUCAACGAGAAAUAUAACUAAAAUACAAAAAAUUUAAUAAUAAAUCUACGUGAUUAAAGUAA